Molecule: messenger RNA, 1520 nt
Organism: Corticium candelabrum
Lineage: Eukaryota; Metazoa; Porifera; Homoscleromorpha; Homosclerophorida; Plakinidae
Exons: 11
Coding region: 13-1359 (448 amino acids)
Biological process (GO): glycoside catabolic process; fucose metabolic process
Cellular component (GO): lysosome
Molecular function (GO): alpha-L-fucosidase activity
Source: RefSeq, a predicted model, not a curated record
GUGCGCUAACUAAUGACUGACAUGAGUGUUGGGUUGCUGCUCGUGUUGCUGGGUUUUGCGAAUUAUGCGGCGACUUCAGACAUUCCGCUACCAACUCCUCCCCAGCUUGAAUGGAGUAGUUGGGAACUGGGAGCUUUGGUAACGUAUAAUAUGGCUACUUAUGUGGCUGGUGAUGGUUGUGAAUUUCCUGGUAAAGGUGUGCCGCCCCCAUCACUGUUCAGUCCAAGCAAAAUCAACACAGAUCAAUGGGCUGCUGCCUUUCAGGCAUUUGGAGCUAAGUAUGCGGUUCUUGUUGCAAAGCACAACUGCGGAUUUGCUUUGUGGCCAUCAAAAGUGCACUUUCCUGAAUUUAAGUUUGUUUAUAACUACACUGUUGCUCAGAGCAAGUCACCAGACAACGAUAUUGUCGAAAGCUUUGUGAAAUCAUGUCGCAGCCAUGGCAUACAACCCGGAUUUUAUUACAGCGUUGUCACUAAUUAUUACCUAAACGUUCACGGCGGCGAAGUUCAAACUAGUCACCUUAUGCCAGGCAUGGCUAAUGUCACACAGGAUCAAUAUCUUCAAAUUGUGUCUGCUCAGUUAACUGAGCUAUGGAGCCAGUACGGACAACUCGGUGAAGUUUGGUUUGAUGGUGGUUAUCAGCAUGAUAUUAAGGGAAAUCUGACGUCUAUGUUAGAGAAACUUCAACCUAAUGCAACAGCAUUUAAUGGACAGGGAGUGUCAAAAAAUGCUAUUCGAUGGAUUGGUACCGAGGCAGGACGUGCUCCUGAUCCAAAUUGGUCAACAGGCGAGAGUGGUGGUGGUGACUCCGACAGCUCAGUUUGGUGUCCUGCUGAGUGUGAUACAACACUACAAAACCAUGAUCGUUGGUUUUACUCAAGCUCAGAAGGCAUUCGGUCUUUGGAUGAGCUGAUUGACGUUUAUCAUCAAACUGUUGGUCAUAAUGGCAACUUAUUAUUAGACUUUUCACCCGAUACGAAUGGGUUGAUUCCAGAUAACCAUAUUGCCAGGUACAAAGAACUCGGAGACUUCAUUCGUACUUGCUAUGGCAAACCAAUUAAUGCUACAAAAGGCGUAGGUCCAGUCCUUACUAUUAUGAUUAACCCACCUACAACUAUAGAUAGAAUUGUACUCCAGGAAGAUCAGAGCCAGGGUCAACGUGUGAGGACAUAUAACGUUUCUAUUAGUACGAUGAGUGGGUUGUCUGCCUCUACUGUGAAUGGUACUAGCAUUGGUAAUAAAAAGAUUGAUCUGCUUCCGGCUCCGGUUCAGAAAGUGAACAAAGUGGAGUUUAGAGGAAUUACUGGCAUAGGAACUCCCAUUCUCAAUCACUUUGGGGUGUACUAUUGCGCUGGAUAAUCAACACUGUUGUAUACAAGAUUUCUGUGUUACAUAUACAGCUUGGUGAUUUAUGGUGUUUGUGGUGCUUGAUGUAUAUGUUGGCUAUAGCUAUAGUUUGUGUAGAUCUGCUGAUUAUGAUAUUUAUUGCACAAGUCGAGUAGAUAUCAUUUACCAAUGGC